This is a messenger RNA of Acanthochromis polyacanthus (spiny chromis), 1248 nucleotides long. RefSeq names its product cytosolic 5'-nucleotidase 1B. Gene Ontology annotation, molecular function: magnesium ion binding; nucleotide binding; 5'-nucleotidase activity. The transcript has 6 exons. The coding region runs from base 138 to 923 and encodes 261 amino acids. Gene Ontology annotation, cellular component: cytoplasm; cytosol. Lineage: Eukaryota; Metazoa; Chordata; Actinopteri; Pomacentridae. The record is from RefSeq and is a predicted model, not a curated record. Gene Ontology annotation, biological process: adenosine metabolic process; nucleotide metabolic process.
CUGGGCGGAACCAAAACACAGAGUCCUGUUUCUGGAGGAACUUUAUGAAGUAGUUUGAGUGUUUGUGGUAGGUACUGUUAAGUGUGGUUGGAAAGAUCCGUAAAAUCACCUGUUAGAACCUAAGCUGUACAGCGGACAUGGUCUCCACGGUCCAGAACACCGAUGUUAAGCAGAAAGAGUCGGACCAUGCAGUAGUUGUGGCAGUAGCGUCUCGUGCAGUGUUUGAACCAGAAGCACAAGGUGGCGAUAAUGUGUAUGCAGAAGGAGUGGCUUUUCCACUGCUACAGGCGCUGCAGAAAGUGAAUGAACGUCUGUUGGAGGAAAAUUCUGCUGAGUCGCUGCUGUUUGACAUUGUCCUGAUCACCACCGACAGCCAGCAGCAGCAGCAGAGCUCCCACCUUAUCAGCAGCACCAAACACUAUGGUCUUGAAGUCAGUAGGUUCUGUUUUUCCACUGAGGAGGAUUUCAUUGAGAGUCUGUUGCAAAAUAACGUGCAGCUCUUUCUGUCGACGGACAGAAACGAGGUGUCGCAGACGUCACAGAAAGGUGUUUUAUCAGCGCUACUGGAUGAGUACACAACUUCAUGUCCAUCUGAACAGCUGAGAGUUUUGUUCUGCAGGGACGCCGUCAUCAGACCUGAUACCAACCCAACACCCGCAAGCAGACAGGCUGCUCAGAGCUUCUCAGCUCAGUUGGGAAAGAUGCGGCAGAGGUUCGGUAUGUCCGACAGCCCUCUCAGCAUCGCCCUAAUGACGUCUUGUGGUGGCCGGGACAGCUGUGGUGGUGCUCUGCGGACAUUGCGGUCUCUUGGUAUAAGUGUAGAUGAGGCAUACUGCCUGGCCGGGUCACCUCGAGGUCCCAUCCUGUCCGUGCUCAGACCUCACUUUGUUCUCAGCGACUGCUUCAGUGGCCUGGAAGACUGAUGACGUGAUGAACAGGUUCAUAGUGUCUUUGAAACAAGCUGGCAAGUCCUCAGACUGAAUUGAGUUUAACACCAGCGUGAACAAAGUCUUACAUCUCAUCCAGCCUUAAAGAGCCGAUGAGGGAUCCAGAGAGGAUCCCCGUGCACCGCUGGAACUGACGUUACAGAGGGACAACCAUUUCAUUCGAAUCAUUCGUCUUUUUUUGUUAUUGUUUUUUUCUUUGUUUGGUGAUUGGUGGAAUUGGUUUCUUUUGGUUUUUGUAUAAGGGGCAACUGGAAUUAGUUUGUCUGUUCAGUUUGAAUAAAGGUGUUUGUUGCUGUCUUGA